CAGGAGGUGUGCUGGUAGUGAACGUGUGGUGCAGCAGGCCAGUCUUGGCGACAUGGUGAAGGUCCAGAAGUCCACUAGGAGGAAGAGCUCUCACUGUCCCCGCAGACUGGAGACUGGUGGUCAGACGGAGAUGGAGGAGGUCCAGCCCCAGUCAGGCACCGAGCCUCCGCCACAGGAGGAGCCCCAAGGAGGAGAUCUGUCCUCCGAUGAAGCCCAUCUCCAAACCUCUGCUUUAGUUUUGCCGUCGGAGAGCUUGGACCAGAAGGAAACUCAGAUGGACGUCGAGGAAAAGGGAGACUCUGCUGCCCAGCUCCAGGCCAAGCCGCUGUGGAAGCCCAUUCCCCCUCUGCUGCCCGAGCCCCGCAGCAGCAGCACAUCUGAGACCAGGGACCAGAGCUGCCAGACUGAGGAGCAACUUCAGCAGACCAGCGCAGGCAGCCACGGUCAUAACACAGGUCUCUGUGUGGAGCCCGGAGAUCCUCCUCUGCUCCAGCAGCCUCUGCAGACCUCCAAGUCCGGGAUUCAGCAGAUAAUUGAGUGCUUCCGUUCAGGCACGAGUCAGCUGAAGCACAUGCUGCUGAGGGAGGUGGACACCAUCUUUGAGUGUAAAGUGUGUCGCAGUCUGUUCAGAGGCCUGCCCAACCUCAUCACGCACAAAGAGUACUACUGCCUAUCACGGCUGCCGGAGCCCGACGGUUCGUCAGGUGACGACAGACAGAGUGUAGCCAUGAAGGAUUUAUUGGACGCCAUAUAUCCCAGAGUCCCAGACUACGUGGUCAGACUGGAGCCCAUUCAAACCACUACCAAGGCCGUGUUCCAGUACCUCACCACAGAGGAGGAGCUGGCCAGAUAUCCAUCGCACACACCAAGUGCCAGAGAAAGUCCUGUAGCAUGGGAAGGCGAACAAGUGGAGGGUGUGGACACCAACCAGACAAGCCAGCCGGGAGGAUCAGAGAACCACAGCAGCCCGGGACACAAUCAGGGACAGAGGAGAUGGGAGGCUGAGGAGGAGGCUAAAGAUGAGCAGCCACAGCAUGAAGAUGAGGGUUCCACUAGUGGGGUUGAGGACGUGACAAUCUCCUGUUGUCUGUGCGGUCAGGACUUCAACUCACGCCGGAGCAUCAGACGCCACUGCCGCAAAAUGCACCAGACCAAACUGGAAGAGCUUCGAAAGUUCACAGAGACACGUACAGUGCCCACAAGCCUGCUCUCUAUGGUGAAAGGUCGGCCAAGGACUCUCAGCACACCGACUGGAAAAUCCUGCCCAGUGUGCCUCAAAACCUUCGCCACCAAAGCCAACGUACGCCGUCACUUUGACGAGGUGCAUCGCGGUCUACGGAGGGACACCAUCACACCCAGCAUUGCCUCGCGGCCUGGCCAGCCCUUCUCUCUGGAGGUCACACCCCCCAGGAAGAGCAACAAUGCCUCUCCAACCCGCGCCCCCAACUCCAAGCCCACCCCUGUGAACACUAAACCGACGCCUUCAAACCAAAACCAGCCCAAACCUCAGAGUCCGGCCUCGAACUCUCAACAGGCAACCACAGCCUCGUGUCGCUGCACGCUCUGCAAGAGGAACUACAGCUCGCAGCUCAUGUUGAAGAGACACAUGCGUAUUGUCCACAAAAUAUACAGCAUCAAAAGUAACAGGCCCUCUACCACUCCAGCCCCCUCUACUCCGGCACCGACUCCUAACAGUACUAACGUAGGCACAAGCAACAGUGUCAGAGUAAAAGAGGAAGCAGUGGAGCACUCAGAAGAAGAAGACGAUGAUGAGGAGGAGGAGGAUAUUGACAGCAGUCCAGCCCCGUCACCCAGUGACAGCACUGGGACAGCUAAAGGUGUUCCUGUGGCACAAAGCCCCAUGAAGGUGAAGGAGGAGGAGGCCCCAUCAAGCCCGAAGAUGACGGCAUCCUUUCCACCGUCAUCCUCGCGCGGUGGCAACAUGUGUAGCGGGAGCCUGCCUGCCAAAAUGACCAAAUUGUCAGUUGGUUUUGACUUCAAGCAGCUCUUCUGCAAACUGUGCAAGCGACAGUUCAGCUCACGUCAGAACUUGACAAAGCACAUUGAGCUGCACACAGACGGCAACGACAUCUUCAUUAAGUUCUACCGCUGCCCUCUCUGCCGCUACGAGUCACGCCGCAAACGCGACGUCCUGCGCCAUGUGACUGUGGUCCACAAGAAGUCGUCUGCCUACCUCGCCAAGAUCAUGCCCAAACUGGAGAGCAGGGCGGUGAAGAGGCUAGCUGAGGUAGUCCUCAACAGUUCCACCCCCACCAAGAGGACAAGUAGCGUCGCCAAAGAGGAAGUGAACGGACGUCACGCUUCUUCAUCCUCCUCUUCCUCUUCUCCCUCACCUCCUAUCACUCGCAAGCAAGAGUGCCCCACAUCUGCCCCAACCACCUUAUCAGCCACCUCCUCCUCGGCCCCGCCUCCUGCUGCUGUCACUCGGAAACAGCUGGACCUCUCGUCACCAGCUUUCAUCCCGUCCCCUCCUGUCACCCGCAAGCAGGAGAGACAGCAGACCCACCCGCCUCGUCCCAUCAGCCCCCCGCUGACCCGCCGCAGUGAAAAACACACACAUCAACGCAACUCCUCCUCCACCACCACCAGCUCGGCCAGCAAUCAAACCCCACACACCCGACGACACGACACUCAGUCGGAGAGCAGCGGCACGGGGUCAUCGUCCUCCACUGAAGUCAGAGUGACCAAGAACUUCUCCCUGCACGCCUGCGACCAGUGUGGACGAGCCUUUGCCAAGAAGCUGUACCUAGAGUCUCACAAGCGAAGUCACCGUAAUGCAGCGACGGCAGCAGCCAGCCGGAGGAAAGGAGUCAGCACCCGCUCCAAAUCCCUGGUCUGGUGAAACACACAUACUUCCACCAGGGAUAACGGACAAGCGAGCCUCUAACAAUGAAGAAGUGAAUCAAAACGUUCAAUUGGGAAUAUAAUAGAUGAACGGAACGAGCACGGUGCAGAGAUGAAGGAAACAAACCAAGAAAGGAACAAUGGAGCACGACAGAGGAGUGAAGUACAAAGGAUUUCCACCUUUUGCUUACGAACCACAUAUAUUGUUGGAAUCUGACAUUGUUUGUUUGUAUAGUUUCAUUAUGAAGCCAGCCAGCUUGCUGGACGGUGGCGCUGCUAUCCACUGAGAGACUGUAGGAACGGAAGAAUAACCACCACUGCAUUCAUCUAUAUUUACUUACAACUGCAUGUAAGUAUAGAUCCAAAUGCAGAUGGCUGAUUCGUACUGCUUUGCUCUUAUAAGCAAAAGGAUGAAGGUACACUAUGGAAGUGUGUGCUUGUGUGUGUGCGUGUGUUUGCGGGUGUGCGAGCAUUUGUGAGAAAGACAUGGAAUCCGGACUGGAUCCACAGAAAAAAGACUGGAAACUUUUUUUUUUUUUUUUUUGUAGAAAGCAUAAUUUGAUUGGACCCUCGCAGUCCCACACAGAUAUUCAAAACAUAUUUGGGUCCUUGGCUGUAAGCAUUUUAUUCCUUUUCUGUAUAUUCACACCUUACUUAGUGUUUCUAGGGUGUUUACAAGUUGAUAUAUUCAAGACCACUUGACAGUUCAAUGCUACAGCAGAUAACAGAUGAUACAUUUUUUCCUUCACUUGCAUUUUCUUAACAUGAUUCCACUGAUAGUUGGAGCACAGUUGCUUCCUGCUAUCUAAAGGCACACACACACCAAACCGACAGCAGAGAACUAGUAGCCAUGAAGGCCAAGUGUUGCGUCGCCUGAUGUUGCCUGUGUCUCGGCCAAAAAGUUGCCAACCAGUACAUUCGUUCUGCGCCUGUAUGAGAGGCAGUAAUUCUCCAUACCAGUCGGCGGCGUAUUUGUCAUUCAAAAAGGGAAACCAGAAGUUUGACUGGAUGUAUUGAAGAAGCUAGUUAGGCAGUUAGCACAUUAACAACACAACCUGAUGUUGAAAGAACAAAGGAUAUUUACUGUGUGCCAGCGAACAAUAACAAACAGCUAUAAACCGUUUCUACUAAAGAGCACAAUCGCUAAAACAGUAAUCUUACCUAAUACAAGACUUCAGUUGUUUACUUUCCUCACUUCUGUGUUUCUUCUCAUACACUGAGCUCAACUGCCAAACAGAGUGAUUUAUUCACCAACCAUCUCUGACACCAACUCAAUAUGUUGAAUCAGCCACAGAAAAGACAGUAAGGGCCGACUAGUGCCAGCGGUGCACAAGAUGCUGCGAAAAGUAGGGCGACGGACGGCCUGACGUUUAUCAAAGGCUGACUGUUGGCUUGGUGUGUCAGGGGCCCUGCAGAGCCAUUUCCACCUAUCAUUCUUCAUAAGAUUAGCUGCCUGCCUUACAGUUGAAAACUACCUUUAUGUUCUCAUGUAAAUGUUGCGACUGAGAGUUGUAAUAUUAUUCAUGUACGAAGUCUAUAGACUGAUUAAUUUGUAUCUGCUCUACAGUGACCAACAGCAGCUUGGGUAAAUUGUUCAUUAAUUACAGGGUACAGACACAGUAAGGGAAGCCCUGAAGUAUAUGUUUUAGUUUUCCUUGAAAAUUGUGUGUUUGCUUUUUUAGAAAACAACCGAAAAACUGUUAUCAAUUUCCAGAGAUCAAUUCUGUUUUCUUCACGUGUUGCUGUUAAGUUCUGCCUUUUAUGUGUGACUGCAUGUAAACAAACCAUUAGUUAAGGGUGUGUCCUUCACUCUGAUCAUAUCCUGGUUUACCUCCAUGUAUUAGCUGACUUAUUUGUCCCAGUAAUCGCCUGGUUGUAAGAAAGCAGUCAAGCUUUGUGAGGCAAGACCUCAAUGAGAGACUGUUUAUACCUGGUAUUAACAUACGCUCCAGUGAUCCCAACACAAGUGGACAGCCGAGACACUUUGCCGUUCACACCUGUGUCUGUCUUGUGUCUUCAGUUGACUGCUUGUUCAGAUUUCAUUACUGCCCUGCACGCAGCUAUUAAAUCUGUACUCUCAACACUCAUGUUAGCUUCUGUCGGUACAGAUGGAGAUAUCGCUGUCAGCAGAAAUAAUGGACGUUCAUUAAUCACUUCAUCUAACUUUUGGAAAAAUGGGCAAGUUAGAGACUGCUGUCACCAAAAUAGCCACCACGUCCUGCAUUAAUGACAUAGUCAUCGUCGGGGAUGUAUUAGGAUACAUUUGUGUUCGGCCCUGAUCACACAGAAAGUGUUUUAGCAGCUGGAGGCGCCUAUUUGUAAUAAUUUUUAAUGAGAAUGAAGCUUUUUGCUUGCAGUUUUUGCGUUGCGACGUUCCUCGCGUGUCUGCCCUCUAAGCGCCUGAUGAACUUCAACACAAAGCAGAAAAACGCUCCACAUCUCUUUUUUCGUCACAUUUUUUUCCAUUAUCCAAUCAGAUGAUUUGAGAGGCGGGCCUUCUGUGGUGGUCACGACAACAAGUUUACAGUUGGUAAACAAUGGAGGAGAAACUGGUGGUAGCAAUUGCUGGAUACCCAGAGCUAUACGGCCUGACAGCAGACAGCAGGUUGUCAAACUGCCCCAGAGUCAUCAUUGAGGGGAAGCUCCUGGACCAACUGGUGGUACUCCCCGUGAUCCACCCUCUUUUUUAGGGUCUCAUGUACCCACACAGAUCUGUUUCCCUGUGCCCAACAAACUAUUUACUGACAGCCUCUCACCCUCAACCAGAGCUACAGCAGGUACCCUCUGCCUCAAAACUAGAUGCUAAUUACUGUCAAAUACCUAAAACAGAAUGAUUACACAGGUAGGUUAAAAUAAGGAGGUGAGUCCGUGGUUGCCUGGCAACAAUACAAAGGUGCAGCAAGGGCUUUUUAUCACAAGUGGCGGCCAAUUAAAACAAUAAGGCAGUGCAGCGUGUUUCGUGCUUUUCACCUCCAUGUGUGAACGGAUAACCCAAGUCGAUGUUAACACCAGGUAUAAACAGGUCCAAAGAAAUCAGUCUGUGAACUGAGGGAGUCUUGUUCUGAAAUGAGACAACCAUUUUGGGACAAAAAGUGACACAGAAUAACCAAAAUCCGAUAAAUGGCACUAAGUAUGAUGAUUUGAAACGAUGCCAGGUGCCACGAGCAAAACAUUCAACCUAUCAAAUUAAUACCCUAUUACCACCUAUGGUUAAUCACUUGUGUGAGAAUUUAAUUUUCAGAGAGCAGGAAAAGUGGGACUGCACAUAUUAUAAAGGAGUAAAGUGUGUUUGAACAGGUUGAUGUUACAGUAACAGCCACAACACAUCAGAUAUCAGAAACCAUUAACUGGAAGAAUUGCUUUUCUGUGUUCGGUGAAGUAUCGUUGACCACCGUCAUCUCGCUUGUCGCUCAGCGGUAGCUGACCCUAGAUAAUAUGUUGACAUGUCAGCUGUAGUGCCUCAGCAGCAGGUGUAACAGGAUUGAGUCAACACCGGCUGUUUGUGAAUUUGUGGUGCUAUUCUUGAUUAUGACGGGCCAAAAUGUGGGAGCUGGGGAAAAGAGAAAGCAACACGCCCUGGCAAGCUGAACAGUUCUGUUCUCUGAACUUAAAAGUUUACAUUAAACUUUUCGUUCCAUUAAGAAAAAAGCCAGGAGUCAUUCAUGUAAACCUUGUUAACUUUUGUUUUGUGCUCAAACUUAAGGGGGCUGCGUUUCUUUAACGACAGCAACAGGUACCCCGAGGUAGUCUUUGAAACACUGGCACACGAGUUGGGAGGAAAGUGCUUGAGGAAGACCAAAUGUAGAUAUGUCUUAAUGUUCAAACAGAAAGCCAUGAAAUGGAACAAAACCAGAUAGGAAAGACCAAACUUUAUUUUUAUAAGUGAAAACGCUACCGUGACAAGGUCUUGAGAACAUGUAUAUAUGGAAUUAUCCUGCACGGAUGGUAUAAAUAAUAGUUAUAAUAGUCACAAUAGUUAUUGACUUAUACUUAACUGUUGAUUGACCAUACGCUUCGAACAUGUCCAACUAGUUACCGCUGUGUCACUGUUUAAUACUGAGGCAAGUUUGUUCCACGAUUAGUUGUCUUUUUUGUAUCUCAUUCCUUUUUGAAGGAGGUUUUUGUUGGAAUGUGUCAAGACGAGAACAGAAAUCAAACCUCAAAAGACUUGUCUUUUUUUUGUUUUGUCAUUUUCUUUCCUCAUCAGCUGUAAUAUGUUAUUAAGCUCACCUUCUAGAGAUCUUGAGAAGAGUUAGAGAAGCCUUUCAAAUGUGACAAGAAUGUUAAAACCAACCACUUAAUAAAUAAAAAUGUACUGCUUCAA
Epinephelus fuscoguttatus (brown-marbled grouper) is the source of this 7189-nucleotide messenger RNA. RefSeq names its product zinc finger protein 800b (gene znf800b). The transcript is spliced from 11 exons. The coding region runs from base 53 to 2863 and encodes 936 amino acids. The record is from RefSeq and is a predicted model, not a curated record. NCBI's taxonomy places the organism in Eukaryota, Metazoa, Chordata, Actinopteri, Perciformes, Serranidae.